This is a messenger RNA of Dipodomys spectabilis (banner-tailed kangaroo rat), 3479 nucleotides long. It is a transcript of the gene Sema4c, whose product is annotated as semaphorin 4C. Gene Ontology annotation, biological process: positive regulation of cell migration; negative regulation of axon extension involved in axon guidance; muscle cell differentiation. The record is from RefSeq and is a predicted model, not a curated record. The coding region runs from base 112 to 2610 and encodes 832 amino acids. The transcript is spliced from 15 exons. Gene Ontology annotation, molecular function: semaphorin receptor binding; chemorepellent activity. Lineage: Eukaryota; Metazoa; Chordata; Mammalia; Rodentia; Heteromyidae.
GGGGUCGGGGGAGGCUGCGGUCGGAGCCGAAGGCGAGGGCGGCGCCCAGGGAUUCGAGCUGCGCGGGGGAAGAGGGCAGCUGGCCUGGAAUAUAGAGCCUGCCUGUGUGCCAUGGCCCCACACUGGGCUGUCUGGCUGCUGGCAGCAGGGCUGUGGGGCCUGGGCAUUGGGGCUGAGGUGUGGUGGAACCUUGUGCCCCGGAAGACAGUAUCUUCUGGGGAGCUGGUCACCAUUGUGCGGCGGUUCUCCCAAACGGGCAUCCAGGACUUUCUGACGCUGACUCUGACAGAGCGGUCGGGGCUCCUGUACGUGGGGGCCCGGGAGGCCUUGUUUGCCUUCAGCGUGGAGGCUUUGGAGCUGCAAGGAGUGAUCUCCUGGGAGGCCCCUGCUGAAAAGAAGACUGAAUGUAUCCAGAAAGGGAAAAGCAACCAGACUGAGUGCUUCAACUUCAUCCGCUUCCUCCAGCCAUACAAUGCCUCCCACCUCUACGUCUGUGGUACCUAUGCCUUCCAGCCCAAGUGUGCUUAUAUCGACAUACUCACCUUCACCUUGGGGAAUGGAGAGUUUGAGGAUGGGAAGGGGAAGUGUCCCUACGACCCAGCUAAGGGCCACACUGGCCUACUUGUGGAUGGUGAGCUAUACUCGGCAACGCUUAACAACUUCUUGGGCACAGAGCCCGUCAUCCUGCGUAACAUGGGACCUCAUCAUUCCAUGAAGACAGAGUACCUGGCCUUUUGGCUCAAUGAGCCCCACUUUGUAGGUUCUGCUUAUGUCCCCGAGAGUGUGGGAAGCUUCACAGGAGAUGAUGACAAGAUCUACUUCUUCUUCAGUGAGCGGGCAGUGGAGUAUGACUGCUACGCUGAGCAGGUGGUGGCUCGUGUGGCCCGUGUAUGUAAGGGUGACAUGGGAGGCGCACGGACAUUGCAGAAGAAGUGGACCACAUUCUUAAAGGCGCGACUGGCAUGCUCAGCUCCCAACUGGCAACUCUAUUUCAACCAGCUACGGGCGAUGCAUACCCUGCAGGGUGCCUCCUGGCACAACACUACCUUCUUUGGGGUUUUUCGAGCACGUUGGGGGGAUGUGGACCUGUCAGCCGUCUGUGAGUAUCAGCUGGAAGACAUCCAGCGGGUGUUCGAGGGCCCCUACAAGGAGUACCAUGAGCAAGCCCAGAAGUGGGGCCGCUACACUGACCCCGUCCCCAGCCCUCGGCCUGGCUCGUGCAUCAACAACUGGCAUCGCCACCAUGGCUAUACCAGUUCCCUGGAGCUGCCUGACAACACCCUCAACUUCAUCAAGAAGCACCCGCUGAUGGAGGAACAGGUGGGGCCCCGGUGGGGCCGCCCCCUGCUUGUGAAGAAGGAUACCAACUUCACUCACCUGGUGGCUGACCGCGUUACAGGGCUUGAUGGAACCACCUAUACAGUGCUGUUCAUUGGCACAGGAGAUGGCUGGCUGCUGAAGGCUGUGAGCCUGGGGUCCUGGGUCCAUCUGAUUGAGGAGCUGCAGGUGUUUGACCAGGAGCCUGUGGAAAGCUUGGUGUUGUCUCAGAGCAAGAAACUGCUUUUUGCGGGCUCUCGCUCACAACUGGUGCAGCUGCCCUUGGCUGACUGUCUGAAGUACCGAUCCUGUGUGGACUGUGUCCUGGCACGGGACCCCUUUUGUGCCUGGAAUGUCAACACUAGCCGCUGUGUGGCCAUAGGCAGCCACUCCGGAUCCCUGCUGAUGCAGCAUGUGACAAUCUUGGACACCUCAGGCAUUUGUAACUUGCACACUAAGAAAGUCAGGCUAACACCCAAAAACAUAACAGUGGUAGCAGGCACAGACUUGGUGCUGCCCUGCCGUCUUUCCUCCAACCUGGCCCAUGCCCAUUGGACCUUUGGGGGCCGAGAUCUACCUGUGGAACAGCCUGGCUCCUUCCUCUACGAUGCCCAACUCCAGGCCCUCGUGGUGAUGGCUGCUCAGCCCCGUCAUGCUGGGGCCUACCACUGCUUUUCAGAGGAGCAAGGAGCACGGCUGGCUGCUGAAGGCUACCUUGUGGCUGUUGUGGCAGGCCCGUCUGUGACCCUAGAGGCUCGGGCCCCACUGGAAAACCUAGGGUUAGUAUGGCUGGCUGUGGUGGCCUUGGGGGCCUUGUGCCUAGUGCUGUUGCUGCUUGUUCUGUCACUGCGCCGGCGACUGCGGGAAGAGCUGGAAAAAGGUGCCAAGGCAACAGAGAGGACCCUGGUGUAUCCCCUGGAGUUGCCCAAGGAACCCACCAGUCCCCCCUUUCGGCCUGGCUCUGAAACCGAUGAGAAACUUUGGGAUCCUGUUGGAUACUACUACUCAGAUGGUUCCCUCAAGAUUGUGCCUGGACACGCGCGGUGCCAGCCUGGGGGCGGGCCGCCCUCUCCACCGCCUGGCAUCCCUGGCCAGCCCCUGCCUUCUCCGACUAGGCUUCAUUUGGGGGGUGGGCGGAACUCAAAUGCCAAUGGUUACGUGCGCUUACAACUAGGAGGGGAGGACCGGGGAGGGCUGGGGAACCCCCUGCCUGAGAUUGCUGAUGAACUGAGGCGAAAACUGCAGCAGCGCCAGCCACUGCCGGACUCCAACCCCGAGGAGUCCUCAGUAUGAGGGGAGCCCCCCACCGCACUGGCGGCGGGGGCACGUAGGAGGUGCAGCUCCUACUUUUGCACAGGCACCAGCUACCUCAGGGACAUGGCACGGGCACCUGCUCUGCCUGGGACAGGCACUGCCCAGCACCCGCCUGGCCAUGAGGACCUGCUCAGCAUGGGCACUGCCACUUCUGGUGGUUUACCAGGGCACCAGCCUCACAGGAGGCUCCUGUUCCUCUGUGAAUCUUGGCCACAUGGGACCCAGCAGCCAAACUUUUCAAGGCAGAAGUUUUAAAAUUGUGUGUGUGUGUGUGUCCGAGUGUGAGUGUAUGUGUGUGUGUGUGUGUGUGUGAAGGUGGAUGUACGGCAUAACCUUCCUGUUUUAAGUCUUCCCUUGGCCUGGGGUCUUCCUGGUGAGUCUUUGGAGCUAUGAAGGGGAAGGGGUUGGAUCACUUUGCCUCACCCCCCACCUGUCCCCAGCUAGGGGCAGCCAUGUACAUAGUGGGGGAAGCAGGGUGCUAUACCCCUUGGGGGAAGUGCAGGGCUCUGGAUGGGCCUGGUCCUGCUCCUAGGGCUGUGAAUGUUUUUAGGGUGGGGGGGAGGGAGAUGGAGCCUCCUGUGUGUUUGGGGGGAAGGGUGGGUGGGGCCUCCCACUUGGCCCCUGGGUUCAGUGGUAUUUUGUACUUGUCCUCUUCCCAUACUGGGCUAGGAAAGGUUGUGUGGGGGAGGGGGAGGGAAAAGGUGGGCAUGCUGUGGAUACUGACAUCCUCUCUCAGCCCUAGGAAAAGGGCUCCUAACAGUGUAAUUUAUUGUGUCCCUACGUAUUUAUUUGUUGUAAAUAUUUGAGUAUUUUUAUAUGGACAAAUAAAAUGGACAAAAUGAGACGUU